UUGGUCAACUGCUCAGUAGUCACAAGCAAGCCUGACUCGGAUCAGAGUGUUACAUUAGAAUAUCACACUGGUGUACCUGGUUGGAUAAUAAUGUCGUCUUCGAAUGAAACUAAAGCCUGUGGAAUUUCCCCUUGCAUUCAGAUGGGAGAGGACAUAAUUCAAAUCCCUGCUCCAGUGAGAGUGGACCAAUGAGAAGCGAGUGGGGUCAGCAUGGAGACACACCUCCUCCUUUCGGCCUGUGUGUGGACAUUUAAAGGGAUACUGUGCACCUGCAGGUUUUUGUGGAUAUGUCCGUACAACGCAAUACAAUUCCUACCGAGGAAGAAGAGCAGUCUAGCCGACAACAGAAGACUACCGAAACCACACACAGGGUAUGAGCUGAGGGUGAGUGCAGGGAUACCUGGCAGCCCAGAGCACACCAGCGCCCUCCAGAGGAGGCUGGCCAAGGCAGAGAGGGACAUCCUGUCACUCAAGACACGCAUCUGCUGCGACCGGGCCUCAUGGGAAAUUAGGUUCAACGACUUGCAGAGAAAGCAGGAAGAGCUACUCGUGCAGCUGAGGUCAGAGGUCAGACUGGCUGAUGGAGAAGACCCCAAAGCGCCAGUGGACUGUAACACCAACACCACAGUAUCAGAGUCUGAGGAACACUCAAGCACCCAAACCAAUCACUUGGAGGUCAUGGGGAGUUUGACCCCCUGCCCCAGCAGCCUAUGGGAUGAUCACUCUUCCUGCACAGCCUCUUCCAGCUCCAGAACAGAAUCGGUCAUGUCUUCAAACAUCAGCGUAGUUUCACGGAGAAGCUUGCGGGCGGGUCGUCGAUGCUUUGCACCGCAUUCCCCGAUGGACCUGCAGCCGGGCCACCGCGUCAGAGUCAUGCUUCCCUCCGGUCGGAUCAGCACCGGCACCGUCCGCUACCUGGGCGGCCUGCAGGGCGAGGCGGAGCUCUGCCUGGGGGUGGAGCUGGCCAGCCCCGAUCGGGCUUCACGACAAGACGGCAGCCAUCGGGGCCAGAGCUACUUCCAAUGCGACCCAGGCUACGGUGCCUUUGUGCCGUUCAGCAAACUCCUGAUGGCCUGGGAGUAGAAUUGCCACAUGGAGGAGUAGACUGUACCUGAUCUGGCUGUCUCUGGACCUGAUAUCCUCGGGAUGGUUUCAGCGAGACUGUAAUGGUUUGAUCUGCUAUGGACUUGUUUGAUCGUGUUGGUGCCAGUUUGAUCUAGUUGUUACUGGGUUGAG
Gadus macrocephalus (Pacific cod) is the source of this 1236-nucleotide messenger RNA. Its product is annotated as CAP-Gly domain-containing linker protein 4. The record is from RefSeq and is a predicted model, not a curated record. Lineage: Eukaryota; Metazoa; Chordata; Actinopteri; Gadiformes; Gadidae. The transcript is spliced from 8 exons. The coding region runs from base 211 to 1083 and encodes 290 amino acids.